AAUUAUCGGAAGACAAUGAAAAAGGGCACCCUGAUCACAUUCUUCUUCAACGCACGAGGCGAGCAACUUCAAAAGUCGACAACAGGGAUGUACCGAUCACUGCUUUUUCAACUCAUCGAGGCCCUUCCUCAACUUCGGACGGCCUUAGACUUCCAUGCUCUAAUGAAACGAAAUACUAGGCUCCGUGAGUGGACCAUCGAGCUCCUCAAGGAGCUGCUCGAAGAGGUAUUCCGGAACCUCAAAGAUGAAUCUGUAACAUGCUUCAUUGACGCGUUGGAUGAAUGCGAUGAAGAUCAGAUCCGGGACAUGGUCUCGUUUUUUGAGAGCGUUAGCGAAAACACCACGGCAAUGGAUAUCGGCUUCCAAGUCUGCUUCUCAAGCAGACAUUACCCUCACAUCACCAUUUCAAAGGCAGCAAGCCUCAUCCUAGAAGGACAGGAAGGGCACAAAGAUGACAUUGUCAAGUAUGUGCUUAGUGAGCUGAGGAUAGGAACCAGCAAGAUAGCCCAACAGGUCCGCCAUGAGCUCCAAGAAAAGGCAUCUGGGGUUUUCAUGUGGGUGGUCCUCGUUGUGGGCAUUCUAAACAAGGAAUACGACGGCGGUCGCCUGCAUCGACUUCGACAAAGACUUCGGGAACUCCCCGGUGACCUCAACACCCUGUUUCGCGACAUCCUCAUCCGCGAUCGUCACUAUCUCCCUGAGAUCGUUAACGAAAACGCCGAUGAAGUCCGUAAAUCAGCGGAGGCAAGGUUGCCUUUUGUGCGAUAUGCGACGCAGCAGGUCUUGUACCAUUCGGACCUAGCAGAAGCAUGAGGAGUCAGCCAGGUUGAUUUUCUGCAAACAUUCGAUCUUGCCAGUUGGACAGCGCUGAGCAAUCUUUUGGAAGAAGAGCACGAAAUCUGGC
This is a messenger RNA of Colletotrichum navitas, 904 nucleotides long. RefSeq lists its product as uncharacterized. The record is from RefSeq and is a predicted model, not a curated record. The transcript has 2 exons. NCBI's taxonomy places the organism in Eukaryota, Fungi, Ascomycota, Sordariomycetes, Glomerellales, Glomerellaceae. The coding region runs from base 16 to 813 and encodes 265 amino acids.